Molecule: messenger RNA, 591 nt
Organism: Didymosphaeria variabile
Lineage: Eukaryota; Fungi; Ascomycota; Dothideomycetes; Pleosporales; Didymosphaeriaceae
Exons: 3
Coding region: 1-591 (196 amino acids)
Source: RefSeq, a predicted model, not a curated record
AUGGAAUCUAGCGUCUCUGGUACUAAUGGUCUGAAACUUAUUUUGACACCCAGGACAAGUGUGGCGACAUCUUUCCGCGGUCUGUAUCGCCUCCAUCUCUUCUUUGCAACCGGCGUGGUCAAACGGGCAGCAGACGGCGAGGCGGCUCAGCAGCAGACGGGUCUGGAGACCUACAAAUACGCCGAUGCGGUCAUCAAGGCCCCCAAGCGCAUCAUAAAGAGCAAGAAGGUCAAUGAUUUCCCGUUCCUUGCCUAUGAGUUAAGCCAACUGAGUAAUCAGAGCUUGGUGUGGUAUACUAUCAGGUCGCUUAUUACCAGCAGCCUCACACCCAAAGGAAACGGGUCCCUUCCAGCUAGAUUAAUAGCACGCCUCAGCUCAUUAGCCUUCUGCUGGGCCCUGGAGCAAUGGUAUUCUCAAGUGGGGGUUACCGCGCUUCAGUAUGUUUACGAGAGGCAGAACGUACCCGUCGUUACCAAGAGCUCUGGUGUUACGCAUCCAAAUUUGAAAGAGUUUGCCCGGGAGCGACAGGCGACCGACUUUCGCGAAUGGGCCCAGUACUAUGCUUUUAAUGUUAUUGGGGUUUCCUCAUAA